This is a messenger RNA of Mauremys mutica (yellowpond turtle), 1562 nucleotides long. RefSeq names its product zona pellucida-binding protein 2-like. The transcript has 10 exons. Bases 69 to 1487 code for a protein of 472 amino acids. Gene Ontology annotation, cellular component: zona pellucida receptor complex; extracellular region; acrosomal vesicle. The record is from RefSeq and is a predicted model, not a curated record. Gene Ontology annotation, biological process: binding of sperm to zona pellucida; acrosome assembly. Lineage: Eukaryota; Metazoa; Chordata; Testudines; Geoemydidae.
CUGGGAGAGUGGGGGCAUAAGGGAGAGAAGGGUCCUAGCUGUGCAGACAAUCUAGAUGGAUCUUCCCCAUGGAGGGCCGGAAGUCCCAGAUCUUCUGCCUCCUUUUGAUUACUGGGGCUGUAUUUGCUGAAAGCUCAGGGUUUGUUCAUGUUCCAAUUCCAACCCGAAAUAUCCUCCCAUUACAAAGGGCUAAUGCUCAACCAGUAUUAUCAAGGCACCCACAAAGAGAGAACAAGAACCAGCUCAUCUAUGGGAAGGAAAAUGAGAUGGUUUAUGUCUUCAUCCGCAUUAACAGUGCAGGGACAGUCCUGCCCUGCUCCUCUGAACAGCUGGGGACAAAGACGUGGAUGGAUCAAGUUUACAAAUGGACUAAGGACACUGGGCAGGAAAUUCAAGAUUCCAAAUAUUGCUCCAUACUGGAGAAUGGAUCCCUAGCCUUCAAGGACUUCGGCCCACAGCAGUCUGGAAUCUACAAAUGCAGUGUCUCCUAUUCCAGAGAGGGCAAGCGCUACACACGGCACUUCCAUUUCUUUGUCAGGGCUUAUCACAGGCCAGACAGGAGUGUGGAGAUCCAGUCUGCCUUUUACUCUCCUCUCUGCAGCUCAGCAACCAACAGCAUCUACAUCCACAGCUUUCUGGAGCAUUUGAAUGGGCUAGUGAGGAAUCUCAGUUGUGAGGUCUUUGAAAAAUACACUAAGUGCAUCUGGCCCUCGCAGGAAAGGAACCACUCUGAAGUGCGGAUGACUGUGCUGAUGUUUCCUUAUGGAGUCAUGUGGGAAAUUCAUUGCCCGCCAGAAAGUAUGAGCAAAAACUGUGAACAAGACAUCGAGGAUCGCUCUAAAGAGGCCUAUGAGAGAAUUCAUCACUCCAUCGAGGUGUUGAAUGAGUUUCAGAUCCGUGAGGGGAAUCUGCCUCCUUUACACUACAAAGCUGGGUCACUUCUGGCCUAUAAGGUGGAUCACUGUAAGCCAGGGUUUGGUAAAAGUAACACUACAGACGGGUGUUCCAACUGUUGCAUUGCUUGUUCCCCAGGGCUGUACAGCUCACUGAAUACAGUCACAUGUGCCACUUGCCCCCUGGGUUCUUACAAUGAGCAUUAUGGGAAGACAGAGUGUGAGACCUGCACAAGGAGCUUGGUGACCUAUCACAAAGGGGCUACGUCCAGUGAAGACUGCGUCCCUGACAUCUCACGUCUGGUGCUGCUGCUGUGUGUAUUCACCUUUGGAGUCACACCAUCCAUCCUCUUCGUUUCAGUGUACAUUGUCAUGCGACUGUUUUUUCCUCGGACAAAGUUGGGCAAAGCUCUGCUCCACAAGGAGCUGGAGUUCCUGCACAAACUGACUCUGUGUGAUGGGGAUACAUCUAAGAAGCCAGGCGAAGAAUCCAAGAGACCAAGGAAGGGGGAAAAUUCGUUCCAACCUCUCCAAGCUGCCCCAAAUGCUGUGGGGCCAUUGGCUGGGCCAGAAGCUCCACCACCAGAGAUUUAAGCCUCACUUUGGUCCUAGGCACAGUUAUGUGUCUUUGCAGGAAAUUGAAACAAAAUUUUCAAAAGUGUAGAGAAA